Trematosphaeria pertusa is the source of this 960-nucleotide messenger RNA. RefSeq lists its product as uncharacterized. The transcript has 2 exons. The coding region runs from base 1 to 960 and encodes 319 amino acids. Lineage: Eukaryota; Fungi; Ascomycota; Dothideomycetes; Pleosporales; Trematosphaeriaceae. The record is from RefSeq and is a predicted model, not a curated record.
AUGGCCGCGAACGAAACAUUUUCCUGGGUCGAAGGCCAUUACCCAGGUCUCUUCCACGAGAGCGAGCAUCACCCAGGACUGUACCCACCUCAAAAGAGAAAUUGGGCUACUUUCCUUUCCUCUCGCUCCCAACGGAGGUUAGAUUGGUACAUAGUGUACGAGUUCCUUCCGCUCAAGACUAGGCACCACCAGUUCAGUUUCGCUGAAGACUUUUCGGAGUUGUGGUAUCGGGCACUACUGGGACAGGACGAGCAUAGAAACAUCCUCAUCGAGGAGGGAAACAGCACGGCAAAAGUCACUAUGACUUUGGUGUGGACGACCAUCCCCGGCGUGUCUAUCCUCGCGACGAAUCGACAGAUCCAAGCAGAAGCCGGAUCAAUCCUUCUUCCCCGGCUUGAGGCCAUCAAGAUGGCGCCCAUCAAGAUCAUCUCGAACACGCCUGGUCUCUUUGUGUAUCGGCUUCAGAGAAUCUUAACAUGCCUCGCCUUCCCAGAGGAGGAUUGCAAUGGAAGCAAGGACCUCAGGAAUCUCUUGCCCCACGCGCACAUACACUUCGCGCAGUACACCCGAAACACAGACAUGACUCCGAUAAGGGAAGUACAAAUCGCCGUCAACAACCGUUUCAUUGACCGCGAUAAUCUCCAUAAAGCAGAUGACAGGGCGCGAAUCCUUCAACUCGCUUACCAAGGCCUACAGUCAUCCCAGUCUGCGGUCUUCGGCAGCAGGAAACUACAGGUCCAAGUCAGACCAGCUCUCUUGUCGGAAAUCGAGCAGAGCGCUCUCGAAGCGAACAUUGCUCUCUGGACUUGGACAAUUGGAAAUGGGGCCAUACUCCCUGCUCCUAUCGUCCAGAAUUCCGGGGUCAAGAAGUGGAUUAUAGGCGGAGGUGAUGUCAUCAGGGCCAGUGAAUGGGAGGCUGGCUGGGCGGAGGGGGAAUACUUUUGGCCGGAGCAAAAGUGA